This is a messenger RNA of Westerdykella ornata, 3431 nucleotides long. Its product is annotated as ARM repeat-containing protein. The transcript is spliced from 4 exons. The record is from RefSeq and is a predicted model, not a curated record. NCBI's taxonomy places the organism in Eukaryota, Fungi, Ascomycota, Dothideomycetes, Pleosporales, Sporormiaceae. Bases 206 to 3313 code for a protein of 1035 amino acids. Gene Ontology annotation, molecular function: small GTPase binding. Gene Ontology annotation, cellular component: cytosol; nuclear envelope. Gene Ontology annotation, biological process: protein import into nucleus.
GCACCGCACCUCCUUCUUCCGUCCGCAGUCAGAAAACCAUCAGAACGGGACGAACGGGACAUCACCCAACCCCGCGCUUUCCCGCCCAGCUUUCAACCCUCACCCUCACACGUCGGCUCGCGCUCACAAACCUCACCUCAACUGCAGUCAAAUAACUUUCCUCUCUCAUUGCGCACGCGUACUCCACCUCGCUCCCACUCCAACCAUGGAGAAGCAAAUCGUAGACCUUCUCGUCACCGUGCAGUCGGCGGCCGCCGAACCCCGCAAGGCCGCUGAGCAGCAAUUGCACUCUCUCUGGAAUCACCCGGACUACGCACCUGGUCUGGUUACGAUCGCGUCACACGAGGAUGUCCCAGUCGAGAUUCGGCAGGCCGCACUGCUCACCCUCAAGCAAUUCGUGACAUCGUACUGGAGCUCUGCCUUCGACGAGUUCAAAGGCCAAAGCGGUGACACGCUCGUGCCGGACGAAGUGAAGUCGCGGAUCCGAGAGCCUCUGCUCCAGCUUGCCAUCUCUGAUGGCGUCGACCGGAGGAUUAAGGCUGCGGCGAGCUAUGCGGCGAGCAAGAUCGCCAGCGCCGAUUAUCCUGAGCAGUGGCCGGAUUUGCUGGACAGACUUCUGCAUAUCAUUCCGGGCGGCACUGAGGGACAGGUACACGGAGCUCUAAGAGUCCUGAAUGAUCUCGUCGAGGACGCGCUAGGCGAGCAGCAAUUCUUUGGUGUCGCAAGAAGCCUCGUCAAGGUCCUGUACGAUGUUGCAGUUGACGAAAGAAGAAAUCCUAAACUACGAGCGCUGGCUGUCAGCGUCUUCCGCGAAUGUCUCGACACUUUGGAGACUGUGAUGGAGGAACACAAAGCCGAAGUCAAAGCGUUUGCCGAGGAAGUACUGCAGCAAUGGUCGCCAUUCUUCACGCAGGUUAUGAGCUCGCGGCUACCACCUACACCGUCUGAGGAGGAUGAGAAUAACGAGACGCCCAACGCCGAGUUACACAAGAAUAUAGUAGCUCUCAAGCUUCAGGUCGUCAAGGUCUUGAUGCGGAUACGGUCUGUCUUUCCCGCUCUACUCUCCCCGCAAACUCCAGCUCUGUUCCAAGCCACCUGGCACGAGCUUUCAUCAUUACAGGACGCAUACUUUGAGAUGUAUAUCCAGGAUGAGCGGCAAAGCCGGUUAGAAGACUCGGAUGGUCUCCCAUAUACCGUGGACUUCCUCGUCCUUGAGGAGCUCGAUUUCAUGCAGGCAUGUCUGCGGGCACCCCCCGUGCGAUCUCAACUGGAACAGGAACUUCACAACGCACCAGAUACCCAACAUUCAUGGGUCACAGAAGUCAUGAAGGUUGCUGUGGCUUAUGCCCAGAUCACCAACGAGGAGGAAGGCCUCUGGGACUAUGACGUUAACACCUUCUUGUCUGAAGAGUCUAGCGUAACUGCGAACUACACACCUCGAACGGCAUGCGGCGAUUUGGUUAUCAAGCUGGGCGAAUGGUUGCCUCAGCCGACCGUCGACGGGUUGCUGGCAUACACACAAACACUCCACCAGACAGACCAGAUCUGGCGAGCAAAGGAGGCCGCGCUCUACGUGCUCAACCAGUUGCUCAACGAUUUCCAUGAAGUCGACAAAGAGGUCGAUCCUAACGCUGCGAACGGUUUCCUGGAGUUCAUACAUUAUGCCAUGCAACAGCCUAAUCCAUUCUUCCGAGCACGGGGCUAUCUUGUAGCUGGAAGUCUUAUACGAAUAGCAAAGGACGCUCUUCAGCACGUUGCGCCUUCGUUCCUUGAGCGGUGCCUUGCGGCGAUCAGCAACGACGAUGCCGAUGUCGUGCGCGUGUCGUGCAUUCGCGCAUUGCAGUACUACACGCAAGCUCUUCCCCCUUCAAUCAUGAGCCCGUUGCAGGAGACGAUCAUCUCGGCUGUAACCACGUAUUUGAGUAGUCAAAGCCUCGAAGAUCUCGCCGAGAGCGACGACCUCAUGGCAGAACUCGUGAUGACGCUCCGGGAUACCAUUCUCCUUGAUCCCCAGAGAUGCCUAUCGGGGACUGGGUUGGAACAGCUACUGAAGAUCACUAGUCAGUUCGCGGACAACUUCCAGUUGACGGGUAUAGUAUAUGACGCCUUCGAAGACCUCACCCCCAGGCUCACGGGCAUUGGUCGGGACACCUACGAAGAGCUUUGCAGAAAGGUUCUCCCCAUUCUGAAUGAAGAGCUGGUCGUGGGGAACCUCACCGAACAGAUCAACCGCAACACGUUUGCGGCCUCACUCACCUCGGUUCUGGCCGAGCACGGUGUGGAUCCCCUCCCUGACUACUUCACAACUCACAUUCUGCCCAAUGUGAAUCACAUCCUCCUCUAUGCCGCGGACGAAGAGCUAUUGAAGAUGGCAACGGACACGUCGAAGAAUAUCAUUGCGCACGCGCCUAAGAACCUUUUCGACUGGGAGGCCGACCAAGGGAAGACGGCCCACGAGAACCUUGUCAAGAUCCUUUCGACUGUGGAUCGUCUACUGUCCAACCAGGUCAACGACAUGGCCGCAGGUGAAGUGGGCGCACUUGCUGUGGCCAUCGUCGAGAAGGCUACCCCUGACCGGCUGGGACCGUUUCUGUCACAACUGCUCGGUGCAGUUGCAGUGAGGCUGAAUUCGGCGACCCAUGUGCCCUUCAUCCAGAGUCUAACGCUCGUCUUUGCAAGGUUCUGCCUCAAUAAUGCAAAGGAUGUGGUCGACUUCCUUGCGGGGCUGGACGUUGCUGGGCAGAAUGGACUGCAGGUUGUUUUGUCCAAGUGGCUCGAGAAUAUGGUCAGUUUCGCAGGUUAUGAGCAAAUCAGUCAGAACUGCGUUGCCCUCACCAAGAUCUACGAAUUGAAAGAUCCGCGCGUCGAGCAGACGGUGGUCAAGGGGGAUCUGAUAGUUCCCAAAGGUGACGGCCGCAUCAUGACCCGCAGCCGCGCCCGAGCGAAUCCAGACACGUACACUGUGAUCCCCGCGCCGCUCAAGAUCCUCAAGGUGCUCAUCGCCGAGCUCACCCCGGGCGGGAACCGCGAGCUGUCCGCCGAAGAGGCGGCCGAGCUGGCCGAAGAAGGCUCGGGCGACGAAGACUGGGAAGACGAACCCAACGCGUUCCUCGAUCUGACCAGCGGGCUCACCAAGGCGCAGAUCAUGGGCAUGGUCAAGGACGAGCCCGCCGCUGGGCGCGGGGCCGAUGACGACACGCAGCGGUUCCUGGUGGAUUUCUUCACGAGGGCGGCGCAGAACGAGGGGUUCAAGGAGCAGUGGGGGUUGCUGAGUGAGGAGGAGAGGACGAAGUUGACGGAGAGUGCGAGCUAGUCUGGGAGACUGUUACUCUCGACUGAGUUUUCCUGAACAUGUUUGCAGCUGUGUGCGUAGGCCCCAUGGGGCUGGCUAGAUGGAUGGGUUUUUGGGUAUAGGGGGUACGGGCUGUCGU